UCUCUCUCUCCUCUCUCUCAUUCACCACCAGCAUUCCUCCUCCUCUUCUCCCCACCCCCUCAAAAUUUCCCUUACCUCUUGAUAUAUAUAAUUAGCACCAUUACUUGCUCUGCUUCUACUUCCACUCACUUCCCAUCUCUCUCUCUCUCUCUCUCUGCUCUUUACAAGAAAAGGCACUGAAACUCUAGUGUCAACCUCAGCUGUUUCACUCAUCCACUCUACUCCUCACCAGCGCACGACUGUCGUUUCAAGCUCCAGGUGAAAAAGAAAAAGGGAAAGCGGAAAAGGAGAAUUUCAGGAGGCGAGAGAAAAAAAGAAUGCCGGGCCAGAACAUAAUGGAGGAGAUAGAUUGCGGGAGCUUCUUCGACCAAAUCGACGACCUGCUCGACUUCCCCAGCGACGACGUCGAGGCCGGGCUGCCCCCCAUCGACCACGACUCCUUCCCCUCCUUCUGGUCCGACCAGCCGCAGCCCCUGCCAGGCUCCGGCUCCGGCGUCGGCUCGGUCUUCGAAGCUCACCCCGGCUCGGACCUCUCUGCUCAUCUCUCCGUCCCGUAUGAAGACAUUGUCCAGAUGGAAUGGCUGUCCAAUUUGAUGGAUGAUUCCUUCUCCAGCGACCCCCUCACCAUCAACGACCAAGAUCCGUCGAAGGCCCAGCCGGUGAGCCACGCUCAGUUCCAGACCUCUAGUCCCAUAUCCGUCCUCGACAGCAGCAGCUCCUGCACGGACGAGAAGGCGGCGCCCCGCAGCCCCGAGGCCAUCAACCUCGCCCGGUGUGGCCGCGCCCGCAGCAAGCGCCCUCGCCCCAGGACCUUCAACCCGCGCCCGCCGGUGCAGCUCAUCUCGCCCACGUCCUCAGUCGGGGAGAACCCGCAACCAGUCGAUUCGGAGAGCCAUGUGGAAUCCCGUCCCGUGAUCAAGAUCCCGAGACAGGUCAAUCCCGAGCAGAAGAAGAAGAAGAAGAUCAAGUUCACUAUGUCGACAGCCGCCGCGGCCGCGGCCUCGGCCGACACCAGCCAGAGCUCGGCGACUGCGCAAGCAGUCAGGAAAUGCAUGCACUGCGAGAUAACCAAGACCCCACAGUGGAGGGCUGGGCCCAUGGGGCCCAAGACACUGUGCAACGCGUGCGGCGUGCGGUACAAGUCGGGCCGGCUCUUCCCUGAGUACCGCCCCGCGGCGAGCCCCACGUUCAUCCCGUCAUUGCACUCGAACUCUCAUAAGAAGGUCCUCGAGAUGAGGAGCAAUGUGGGCGAUCCGGAGGCGAUGGCCAGUCCUCCGGAGCUGAUUCCGAAUCGCGCCGUUGAAAUGGAGUACAUGUGAGGAAGGACGUCCAGAAGGACAGCGUUCCUCGUCGAAAAAUACGUCUCUUUCUUGCGGGAAAUUUCCUCAAGUCUCAUUUACAUUAAUUGGGUUAGCGUCAUUUCAUUUCUUUGUUCAUUGGUUAUUGUACAGGAAGAGAAAGCUGGCGGGGAUUUAGCGCAAUUAGGCGAUCCGUGUUAUGUAGUUUGGGUUGGACAAAGAUGGAAGCUUUAAAGGGUGUUUUAGAGUCGUCGAUGAUUUUAGGAGUAUUGGGUAGGUCUUAGCUAGCGUCAUUUAGGAGUUUCUAGUGCUGUUUUUGGUUUUUCUACCUUUGCAUAUUCCUUUUUUCAGUCUUUGUUCCUUUUCAAGGGAAAUUCUUUUUGCAGUCUCUACUUGUAGUCGAAAAUUCUGAGUUGAGCAAUGAAAUCUUGCAGUAUUCCCUCUUAUAA
Messenger RNA from Eucalyptus grandis, 1747 nucleotides. Its product is annotated as GATA transcription factor 8. The record is from RefSeq and is a predicted model, not a curated record. The coding region runs from base 318 to 1319 and encodes 333 amino acids. Gene Ontology annotation, molecular function: zinc ion binding; sequence-specific DNA binding. Gene Ontology annotation, biological process: positive regulation of DNA-templated transcription. Gene Ontology annotation, cellular component: nucleus. Lineage: Eukaryota; Viridiplantae; Streptophyta; Magnoliopsida; Myrtales; Myrtaceae. The transcript is spliced from 3 exons.